Messenger RNA from Enterobius vermicularis (human pinworm), 429 nucleotides. Lineage: Eukaryota; Metazoa; Nematoda; Chromadorea; Rhabditida; Oxyuridae. The record is from the annotation of a GenBank genome assembly.
AUGAUAAAGUGUAGGAAAGAAUUUAAAGUUAUUGAAGCUGUUGAUGGACAAAAAAGAUCAUUGGUGAAAGGGUAUUGCUGUUGUUUUGUUCAUGUUACGAGGAGAACUGGAGGGGUGGGGGAAGGAGAGGAUGAGGAAAAGAAAGGAGAUGGUAGCUGUAAAAGGGUAGCUGAAAGCAGAGAAUGGAAGGGAAUUUGUGGGGGUAAAAGGGGAAACGGCGGGGAAGGAGGAAGAAUGGAGAUGGGAGAGGGGUUUGCUGAAUGCAGUGGGGGUGUACGAGGCGCAGCAUUUGUGAUAAUGUGGUUAGCUGUAAGGCAAAACGAGCCAGCAGCAGCAGCAGCAGCAGCAGCAGUGUCUUUGAUGCUCUCUGGUGUUAUGGUUUUCUUCGGAGUCCAAGGCGGCUUUAUUUCUUUUCCUCCGUAUCUUUGA